AUGCCGGUCAGACGGGGCCAUGUGGCGCCCCAGAACACUUUCCUGGACACCAUCAUUCGCAAGUUCGAGGGACAAAAUCGAAAGUUUAUCAUUGCCAAUGCACAGGUGGAGAACUGUGCCAUUAUUUUCUGCAAUGACGCUUUCUGCGGCAUGUGUGGUUAUACGCGGGCUGAGGUGAUGCAGAAGCCCUGCACCUGUAGCUUCCUGUAUGGACCUCACACCAGGAGACCAGCGAUGGCCCAAAUGGCUAAAGCUCUGCUGGGAGCAGAGGAGAGAAAGGUGGAGAUUUCCCUCUACACUAAAGAUGGAGUGUGUUUCAGUUGUGAAAUAGAUGUGGUUCCAGUGAAGAAUGAAGAUGGCAUGGUCAUCAUGUUCAUUCUCAACUUUGAGCUACCUACUGACCCCAGACCAACCAACAGCUCUCCAGCCAGGGAGCUCAACAGAGUGCUGCGUAUCCCCUGGCUGACCGUGGCUUGGCGGCAGCGUCUGCGCCUUCUCCUCCGGUCUCUCAGCCCCACUUCAGGUGUCCUGUCACAGGAUACAGAGCUGGGUUCUCCUCAUGCUGAGUUCCUUCCCCUCGGUCAUGAGUCUGUGGCCCUGGACAAACUGCUGUCCCUCCCUGAGAGACAACAGCUGGAGGAGGCAGGAGCUGGACUACUACUGAGAGAGGAGAGAAGGAGAAGCCAGUGUGAAGAUAACUAUCCUUUCCACAUCAACCCCCCUUCCAGCAGUUUCGAUGGCAGGUCUGGGAGUUUAAAACAUUCCUCCUCAGUGGAUGAUAUCAAGAUUGGGCAGAGUUACUGGGAAAAGAGGCUGCAGUUGAGACACAGCUGUACCGCUGGUAUGGUAACCAUUCGAAAGAGCAGUGUGCCAGUUGGGACAUCAGACACUGAUUUGUGCCGUCGAACCAACAGCCAGCAGAUAACCCAGAGCCCACUGGACACAAAGACAGACGCUAUUAUGGCAUUACCUCCUGGUGAAAUCAGACCUCCUUGCAAACUGAUCGACAGAACACACCAUGUCACUGAGAAAGUUACCCAGGUUCUGUCUCUGGGGGCUGAUGUGUUACCUGAGUAUAAACUGCAGACUCCCAGGAUCCAGAAAUGGACCAUCCUUCACUACAGUCCAUUCAAAGCUGUGUGGGACUGGGUUAUUCUGCUUUUAGUGAUUUAUACAGCAAUUUUCACCCCUUAUUCUGCUACAUUUCUACUGAGUGACCAGGAGGAAGCAGCCAUGCAGACCUGUGGUUACUCCUGUUCCCCCCUAAAUGUGGUAGAUCUUAUAGUGGACAUCAUGUUCAUUGUUGAUAUCAUCAUCAACUUCAGGACCACAUAUGUUAACUCCAAUGACGAGGUGGUGAGCCAGUCUUCUCGGAUUGCAGUCCACUACUUCAAGGGCUGGUUCCUCAUUGACAUGGUGGCAGCCAUUCCCUUUGACCUCCUCAUCUACCGCUCAGGAGAGGCAGUGGUUAGGGGAGGAGCAGAGGGAGAGACCACCACACUGAUUGGUUUACUGAAGACAGCUCGGUUACUGAGAUUGGUUCGUGUAGCCAGGAAGUUGGACCGUUACUCCGAGUAUGGUGCAGCUGUCCUCUUUCUUCUCAUGUGCACCUUUGCCCUCAUUGCCCACUGGCUGGCCUGUAUCUGGUAUGCGAUAGGUAAUGUGGAGCGGUCGACCUCAGCUGGGAUCGGCUGGUUAGACACUCUGGGCGACCAGCUGGGGAAGCCAUACAAUGACUCCAUCAUCGAGUCGGGUCCUUCCAUUAGAGAUAAAUAUGUCACAGCUCUGUACUUCACCUUCAGCAGUCUGACCAGCGUAGGCUUCGGGAAUGUCUCCCCAAACACCAACUCUGAGAAGAUCUUCUCCAUCUGUGUCAUGCUUAUCGGCGCUCUGAUGUAUGCCAGUAUUUUUGGUAAUGUGUCAGCCAUUAUCCAGCGGCUUUACUCUGGCACGGCACGUUACCAUGCCCAGAUGAUGAGAGUUCGAGAGUUCAUCCGCUUCCACCAGAUCCCCAACCCUCUGAGGCAGCGGCUGGAGGAGUACUUCCAACACGCAUGGUCAUACACUAAUGGGAUAGAUAUGAACGCUGUUUUAAAAGGUUUCCCAGAGUGUCUCCAGGCAGAUAUUUGUCUCCAUCUCAACAGGUCACUGCUGCAGAACUGUAAGGCUUUCAAAGGAUCCACUAAGGGCUGUCUGAGGGCCCUAGCCAUGAGGUUUAAGACCACCCACGCUCCUCCUGGUGACACCCUAGUCCAUGCUGGAGACCUGAUAUCAGAUCUGUACUUCAUCUCCAGAGGAUCCAUAGAGAUCCUCAAAGGAGAGGUGGUGGUAGCUAUACUGGGUAAGAAUGAUAUCUUUGGGGAGCCCAUCAAUCUGUAUGUUCUGCCAGGAAAAUCCAGUGCUGAUGUUAGAGCUCUGACCUAUUGUGAUCUGCACAAGAUACACAGAGAGGAUAUGCUGGAGGUUCUGGAUAUGUAUCCUGAAUUUUGUGAAUAUUUCUGGUCCAACUUGGAGAUCACCUUCAAUCUCAGAGAUGUGAAUAAUGAAGCUGUAGGUCUUCUGAGUGAAGAAGACUCUGAUUGUGAGGGAUUCAGCAGACCUCAGAGGAAGCACAAAUGCUCUUCCACUCACACAGGUGACACCAUCUCAGCAAAGAGACAGAAAGCUGCCAACAGAUGUAGAAGAAGACACAGUAACUUGGAGAGGCAUGACAGCCACAACAAAGAUCAUCAUAAACAUACACUAUAUGGCCCUGUGUUCUCCAGUGAGGAUGAAGGGGAGGAUUCAGAGGUGACCAGCCCUGCUCAGACUUCCAUAAUUCACACUGCCGCGACAAACAGUACCAGGUGUUCCAAGACUGGCAGGAAAGAGAGGACCUGUAACCUUGUCACAGGAGUGUCCAACAUCUUUACAUUCUGGGGCUCAGAGAGUCGAGAGGAACACACAUACCAGGAGGUUCCCUGCUCCCACAGUCUCCCCUCACCACAUCCUCAGCCUCCCUCUGACCAGCUCCCUUGCCUACCUUCCUCCUCCCACUGUCCCUCCAGCCCUCCUCCUCUCCCUGCCCCUCUUCCUCCUACUACCGUCAUCUCUCGGAGGCAGGAGUUGGAGUUAGAGAACAGGCUGGAGGCACUGCAGCAACAGAUAACCAGGUUGGAGUCUUGUAUGUCAGCAGACAUCAGGACCAUCAUGCAGAUACUGCAGAGGCAAAUGCCAACAAUCCCACCUUCCUACAGCACCCUGAUGUCCACACCUAACGCACCCUCCUCCCCCAUCCUGUCCUCCACUGUUGCCUCCCCUUCUGGCACCCUAACCCCUGUCUCCCCCACAGACAAGUCACCAACCACCAACCCCCAGCAACAGCAGUCAAAUGAAAACCAAGAUCAAGUCCUUCAACAACUUCCAGAAUCUAAUUCCCUCAGUUGUGGUUCCUCUGUCCUCCAUCUUAAUGCCUCACCCCCUCUCCUCCAUUCCUCAUCCCUUCACACUUCUUCAUAUUAGUCAGUUUUCUUCCCCCAAUUUAUCCCAAAACACCUGCAGCUCUCCACCCAAUCCUCAAAACUCCCCCCGGCUUUCCUCCUCUGUACUUACGUAGACAGGUGUGUGGGCAUGAGUUUUUCUUACAUUCACUAUCCCUACCCUCAACCCUCUGUCUCACAGAUACUGUAAGUCUUUUAGAGGCAUAUCAAAUGAAAGUAAAUUUGAACUUUCACAGGAGGAUGGGAUAGUUAAAAAAAACUCAGUACAGUCAAAUUCCAAAUAUUUUCAACUGAAUUCUGAGCAAAAAUAAAUAAAUAAAUAAUGAGAAAACACCAACAGUCAAGACAAUCAUGU
Molecule: messenger RNA, 3834 nt
Organism: Xiphias gladius (swordfish)
Lineage: Eukaryota; Metazoa; Chordata; Actinopteri; Istiophoriformes; Xiphiidae
Product: potassium voltage-gated channel subfamily H member 6-like
Exons: 22
Coding region: 1-3501 (1166 amino acids)
Biological process (GO): membrane repolarization during action potential; potassium ion transmembrane transport; regulation of heart rate by cardiac conduction
Cellular component (GO): membrane
Molecular function (GO): inward rectifier potassium channel activity
Source: RefSeq, a predicted model, not a curated record